Messenger RNA from Pocillopora meandrina, 7588 nucleotides. The record is from the annotation of a GenBank genome assembly. Lineage: Eukaryota; Metazoa; Cnidaria; Anthozoa; Scleractinia; Pocilloporidae.
AUGGCGUCCUUCUGGAAAAACUUCACCAAACAAGUUACUUGCUCAAUUUGUCUCGAGACCUACAAAGAACCGAAAAUUAUAUCGUGUUUUCAUACGUUUUGCUGUCAGUGUUUGGAAAAACACGCGAGAGUGAGUCAAAGACAUGGAAGAUUUCGAUGCCCCGAGAGUCAGGCAGAAAUCCACCUGACACAAGGAAAUCGCUUCGAAGCGUUACCAACCAGUUUUUUUCACAACAGUUUGUUGAAUAUCCUUGCCGUUCGACAAAGUGGCGAUGGAACAAACGUCACUUGUGGCAACUGUAAGAGGACCAGCUCCAAUGUCCAUUACUGCUUUGAUUGUGCUCGAUUUAUGUGCUAUGAGUGUCUGAACGCACACGAAAUCAUGCGCGACGCAUUCGAAGGACACAGAGUCAUGCCUGUUAGAGACUUCCAAGAUCAAGAUUACGAAGCUUUGUUAAAGCGACAGCCCUUUUGCACCAAGAAGUACCACGAGCGAGAGAUCACGAGAUUUUACUGUCUCCAGUGUCAGUGUUGUGUUUGCCAUCUUUGCAUCGUGACGGAUCAUAGAAGCCAUGAGGCUAUUUUGCUCGACGAAGCGGCGGACAACGAGAAAGGAAACAUCAUGGUGGAUGCUGCAAAGAGCCGGACAAGGGAAAACGAUCUAAAGAAAACGAUUCGACAGUUUAACCACACAGCUUCCGAGCUGCGAGACAAUGCUCAACUGGCUAAACGUGGAGUUUCGCAAGCAGCCGAGCAGAAGAUUGCAGAGAUUCGAGAGUGCGAGCGACAAGCCAUUGAAUCAAUCGAGACAACGUGCGUGACGAGACUCCAAAGAAUCAACACGGCUCGGGAGGCUGUAGAAUCUCUGAUGAAACAAAACAAUAAAGUCGCCGACUUUGCCGAAAACUUGGUACAGAAAAGCUCGAGCUGGGACUUCAUGCAAAACAAGCCAAAUUUGAAACAGAGAUUUGAGGAGCUUCGAGGAAUCCAAGCUGCACAACACCAUCAGACCUCCUUCAUCAAGUUUUACCCCACUCCUGUUAUGGGCUUCAACUUGGGCGACAUCAUCACCGAAGACAUAGCAGACGCAAGUUGGUCCACUCUAGAGGGACUGGAUCAAACUUUUCAGGCUGGUUUAGAAGCAAAGUUCAUUUUAUCCCCCAAAACACCUGAUGGAGAAAUCAGUAACCAGCCUGAUCUCAAACAGCAAAUUGAAGUUCUCAUACAACCAGCCGAAGAUGUCACGCAAGUCACUGUUUGCAACACAGAAAACGGUAGAUUCGAGGUCAAAUUUAUACCCAAAGUACCUGGUGCUUACAGCAUUGAAGUGAAGAUUAAUGGAGAUACACUCGCCAACUCUCCGUUCACUGUGGUGGUGAAGGAGCGUGAACUUACUGUGGUCGGUGAGUUGGAUCUGAAUUUAUCAGAAGGAGAACAGGUCGACAAUCUAUUUGGAAUCGCGGUAAAUACGAAAGGAAACAUCGCCGUAAUUGACAAUGGCAAACACUGUGUUUACAUAUUCGAAAAAAAUGGUCAAUGUUUGAGAAAAAUUGGAGUUAAUGGAUACCCAUCUGGCGUGACAUAUUUGAACGAUGACGAGAUUUUGAUUGUAGACACUAAGAACGGUAGAAUACUACAAAUUAAUAUCUUGUCAGGAACUGUUGUAAAAACUUUAGGAAAGGUAGGCGUAGGAAUGGGAGAGUUUUAUUUCCCAACGGAUGUUUGUUUGGAUGAAGAACGUCGCAUUGUUGUAACCGAGUUUUCGAGUAAUAGGGUACAAGUAUUGUCAGGUGAGGGAGAGACUAUUUCCAUCUUUGGAAACAUCGGCCAAGAAAAAUUAGUACUACCGAUGAGCUGCUCGCCUUACAAAAACAAGUUUUUCGUCUCUGAUAGCGAAGAUCAUUGCAUUAAGGCUUUCGACAAGUCAGGAACAUUCUUACACAAGUUUGGCAAACAAGGCAAUCAAGAUGCACAAUUCAACCACCCGUGUGGUUUGCUUAUAGACAGCUCUAAUUAUCUUCUGGUGUGUGAUCAGCAGAAUAACCGAGUUCAGCAGUUUUCUCUGGACGGUCGCUUCACUGGUAAAAGUGUCACUCAUUUACCUAAUCCUCGUAAAAUAGCAGCAACAAUAGAUGGACGUAUUCUCGUGACUACCCGUGAAAAAAUUUUCAUCUUAAAGUAGCUGUUUAAAUAGACACAUUUACUUUGCAGGUUGUAUUCUACCUCUAAUGAACCGAACUGUUUCUUUCCUAAUGUGCAAUAAUCCGAGUUCGCUACGUUCGAGUUUGCUACAUAUUCGCUACUAACAUGCGGAAUUCGCUGCCUCUGUUAAUUCACAGUUCUAAUUUCUCUUUUUAACCAUAAACCACACGCAAUAUCUGUAAUUCAUUCUCCCGAAUGCGUGAUUACCCUUUCUAGGAGUCAGUUAAACUGAUCAUACGCAAAUUGCCUUGUAGUUUACUUCUUAAUUAUAAUCAAAGCGAGAUUUUAGAGGAUAAUUGUAAUCAAAGUUACGUAGUAAGAUUUUCAAGUGCUGUGUGUAGUAGCCUAGCUAGAUUCGGUACCUUAGACUCCAUUCGUUUACAUUACUCUGAGUAGAUAUCUAUUUAGCGUGCUUAUAGACUCUGAAAUAUAUAGUUUAAUAAUAAAGAAAGUACUGUUAAAUUAAUUAUUUGACUCGUCUUUACAGGUUUUCUGCUUUCUCUCUCUUGUCAAUGCCGCUGUUCCAUUUUUAGCGAUGCGUGGGCUCGAUGAUAACCACGAUAAUGUGCUAGAACGUGGCGCUCAUUUAAGGUUGACUAAGGCAGAUUUCUUUAACAUAAGAUGUUGGAUCUAAAAAGUCGUGGAAGUAAAAUGAUAGAAUGGUACAGUAAAGUAAGUGGCGAACAUGUUGCGGACUCGAACGUAGCGAACUCGACAAGUAACGAAACUGGCUAUAGUUAUUCGACUGUACUCUGUUCUGUAGUAAAGCACACAGGAAGCGGCUAGAGCAAGAAAGAGGUGUAGGGGAAAAUACGAGACGUAGUCAAGCGUUUCUCCCUACUUCUUGAGUGCAACUGAGAGUAUAAUCUGAUUGGUGGAAUAAGUCCCUUUACACUCCCUUUAUACUUCUGAGGACUUCCACUACUUAUCAUUACUGUGUUACCUUGUGUUGCUAUUACUGUGAUCUACUUAACUCUUUCCAGGUCUAUCUUGAUCCAUUAUGGAUCCCUGCUGGAGGCACACCACGUUCCGAUUCGCUUGCGAUCUUGAUCAUCCUCAAAGUACAAACGUGCAUUACUCGCACUGGCUACCCAACCACCACCUUCAAUUACAGACAUAACAUAAGAUUGGUCAAUCUUUGGUGGUAGUAAAUCUUUUAAGCUAACGAACAUACUCAGAUAAUAUGAUGCCCAUCAAGAAUGAAUACAAGCAAUUCUCUUUAACAUGAGUCUUUCAAGGCUCGUGUUAAAGAGAAUUAUUCGUUUCGGUGCAUUUUGUAACUGAGAUUGAAUAAAGCCGAUAAAAGGAAUGGAAAAGGGAAACUCAGAGAGAAAAAUUUUGACAAUGCUAAGUUUCGUUUGAUUUUGGUUCGAUGGGAUCGAUGCAAAAUUUUACAAAAAGAGUAGAUUGUAGUAGAUUGUCUUGGAAACUAAGACUUCACCCAGUUCUAACCCUUUAACUCCCAGGAGCUAGUACCAAGACAUAAUUUCUCCUUACGAUAUCAAUACAACAACACUGAUGUCAAGCAGGCGAAUGAUAAGAAUAAAGAAAAAAUGACCUUUAAGGGAUUAUUACGUGAACCAACAACAAAUUCUCCGAACUAACAUCAUGAGGUUUGAAUGGUACACAGUAAGGACGUGAGCAUUUGGCGUAACUGUGAUAUUUUAUGAUGAAAUGACCAACUUUUACCUUCUUGCUUCUUGCUGGUUACAUGAGCUUUUCGAAAAUUACUUGCCUCCAAAGUCCAGAAAUUUCUGAAAAAAAUAUUCUUGGCUUCUAUAAUCUUUUCGAUUUGUAAGUACUCAAUCUUCUUCGGUUUUAGAUGACCAGCUCCUUUCCUAGAUAACUUUAAGACAACUUUCACUGUUAUAAAGUGUCAUUUUUAUGCGACAACCUCAGUUACAAAGGCCUGGUCUAAAGAAUAUACCGUUGCUCAAUCUGAAUAAACAGUUUUUCUCCAUAACUUCAAGAGUUUUAGAGAAUAAACGACACUUUUUAAAGACAUGUUUCGACAAUUCUGUUAUCUUCAGUUUUGAUUUACACAAAGUACAAAGUUGAAUUUAAAAGUGUAUCACACAAUGCUGAUUGGACAAAAACAAAACAAUAGCAACAGAACAAUGUAUGCAAUUGACAAGGAAAUUAACAUGAUGAAGUUGAGGAUUAGGUGUGGGUUGUUCCCACUGGAUGUGGAUAGAUGCGUGAGCACUUAGUCAGUGAUAGGACCUCUCGCAUUUUUAGACAUCUACAUAAUUCUACACAAUGUCGCAUUCUCUGUUCUGAUAAGUGUUUUAGCAUCUUAGAUCACGCUUCCACAACUUUCCAACUCAAAAUCGAAGAAUUCUGAGGAAUUGAUAUUAUAGUUUAAAUAACAUUCAACCGUUCCUUCCAAAUAUUUAACACUCAGUUUUAAAAUAGCCUGAAAUUCAACUUUCCACCAUAGAAGGCCAUAUUGCUAGAAAGAAUGAGCGCCAACCUAAGAGUAUCCCCUUCUCACCUGGUCGGAAUCCCACCACAUCUUGCCCCAGAGGAGGGGGAGAUGUGUGUAAAAAACCUCGCAGACCAUUUUUUUCGACCGAUAAAUCUGAAAAAGAGAAUAGUUUGUUUUCCUACUAGCCGGCGGCAAUAUCUAAAACUAAAGGCUCACUGAUAGCUCCAGUGAAUUCUCUGUGUUCGAUAAGAUACUCACCAUGACGAUACCGGACGAUAACCGAUCGGCUUUGCUUUUCAAAUCAGAUUAGCUUCCGUUUUAUUGGUCAGGGCCCAUUUGUAUAAAGGGAUAAAUCGCUACCCAGCAGAUAAGUGAUAGCAAAACGUAUAGCGUUAUCCACCGGAUAGAAAUUUUAUCCUUUGAAGAGUGUUAUCUGACAUUCAAACAACUGGGGCUAGGAAGUUAUAGCUGACAUCGAUGUUUCUUCAUAGCAUCCUACUCAACAAUUCGUUGAAGGAGUAUCUGCCAUCAGUCUAUCAAAACUUGCUCAGUUUAUCUAGAUUCCGACACGUAUGGGCGACCAAAAACUGUCCCAUGUCUCUACAAUUUUAGACGUGGGUUUACUAAAAAACGCACUAGCGAUGAACGAAAACCUUCUGAUGCUCGUCAUAUCAGGCGGAAAUUGGUUCGCCAUAGAGACAAUACCUGAUUUGUAUCGCAUCGUCGUUUCCAGCUCCUUUCCUCUUCUCGCCAUGCUAGUGUGGGAUAUGGUGAGACUUUGGAAACCAUGUUGGGUAUUGUAUUGUAAAAGUUAAAUCAAAGCGUUGCAGCUCAAUUCUCUGACAAAAUGAACGCACAGGAAGCUCACUAAUAAGUCUACUGUUAACGAUAUUUUGUUCACAAGAAAAUCCUUACAACGUUACAAUACUGGAAACAAUUUUUCGCAGUAUGGCAAAAAGUAGCAGUAGAAACUCCAUCGGCCAUAUAAUGACUACAGAAUGCAUCAUUCUCAAAUGUCCAAACAUUAACCCUUUACACCCUAACAUCAGUCUGUAUAUUCUCCUUACUGUUCUUUAUACAUUUCCUAAGGUGCUGAUAAGGAGAAUAUGUUUAAUAAUCAAAAGCUUCCCUGAUUGGUGAUCACUCCUUGUAUUCUCGUGACCUUAAUGUAUAAAUCAGUGGUGAUAUUGUAAGGAGAAAUCAGAUGCUGGUCACUCUUUGGGGUCAAAGGGUUUAAGAGGAAUAGAUCAGUUUUACUCCACACGUCAAUUUACGACUUGAAAACUUAAGCGAGAAUUCGAAGUCAGUAGUGCGUGAAAACAUGCAAACAAUUAAAACAAAAAAGAAACUCAAGCGUGACUGGGUGAUGAUAGCCCAGUUUCUAAAUUUAAUUUAUUUAGCUUCAGUUCAUGAGGUCACGCACGUAAAUCCUGUUUUUCUUAGCCAGCGUUAAGCCGUACCUCCACCCCCCAACUGAAACGGAAGCGAGGGAACAUCUACGCAAACCUGACACAAAUCGUGUUACGUGGCGUCAUUUUUUUUUUGUGCAAUAAAAUAUAUAAUUACUUUUCAUUGGUUAGCCCUUUUUCCUAUUCUUUCGUCAAUUCUGAUUGGCGAGAGUUGGUAAUUUAUUUUUAUAAACGAACAAGAUGUUAAACAAAAUGCUUUCAUAGUCAACUUUUCAGACAACAGCUCUCACAGAAGACCGAGUGCACUAUCUCAAUGUACUUGGGCAAAGAGGCUUGUCCGCCUUCAACUUUCAGUCUCUUUGCGAACAGUGCUACGAAGCUAUGAAAUAAGAGCUAGAUGUCUCUUGCAGCGAUUCUUUCGGCUGAGAAAAGAGUUACUCUUUCUUCACGCUUGCAGCGUAACAAUCGGCCUAAAAGAAAUCUGUAAAAACCUUGAUCCAAUGGUCCAACUUUUUUCGACGACUGUAGCACUGUUUACAAAUGCAAGCAGAAACUGCGUGGACGUUAAAGUCUAGUUUUGCGAGAGCGAUGCUAAUCGAACAUCGUCCUCUUCUUAUUCUAUACCAAAAAUCGCUCAUAAUCUUUUCCUCUAUCCUGAAAACAAAGUUUAUAUUUGAACUUGGACGCUGAAUUGCAAAUUUACCCGAAAAAGGGAAAAUGAAUUCACUUCAAUGCUGUUGUUUAUCUUGAUAACCUUCACGUGCCACUUCGCAAAAAAAUAUUAUCAAGCGACAUUAUUUUGCAUAAACUGACAUAAUCUGACACAAGUGUCAGGUUUGCGUAAACGCGGUUACCUCGUUUCCGUUUAACCUUGCGGGGGAGGGUACGGCUACACUUAAGCUAUGUUUUUCUCAGAAUUUCAAAGAAUAGCUUUUACAGGCUGUGUUUACAUACAAUUUUGUCGAACGCUAACAAUGGAGUCCUUCUUGAGAAACCUCACCAAACAAAUCACUUGCUCAAUUUGUCUCGAGACCUUCAAAGAACCGAAAAUUAUAUCGUGUUUUCAUACGUUUUGCUGUCAGUGUUUGGAAAAACACGCAAGAGUGAGCCAAAGACAUGGAAAAUUUCGAUGCCCCGAGUGUCAGGCAGAAAUCCACCUGCCACAAGGAAAUCGCUUCGAAGCGUUGCCAACCAGUUUUCUUCACAACAGUUUGUUGAAUAUCCUUGCCGUUCGACAAAGUGGCGAUGGAACAAACAUCACUUGUGGCAACUGUAACAAGACCAGCUCCAAUGUCCAUUACUGCUUUGAUUGUGCUCGAUUUAUGUGCCCUGAAUGUCUGAACGCACAUAAAAUUAUGCGCGACGCAUUCGAAGGACACAAAGUCAUGCCUGUUAAAGACUUCCAAGAUCAAGAUUACGAAGCUUUGUUAAAGCGACAGCCCUUUUGCACCAAGAAGUACCACGAGCGAGAGAUCACGAGAUUUUACUGCCUCCAGUGUCAAUGUUGUGUUUGCCAUCUUUGCAUCGUCACGGAACAUAAAAAGCCAUGA